AUGGAAACAGCCCUCGCGAGACGACAAGCUUCCACAACCGCAUCAUCACUCGAACUCGACAACCGAUUUUCUGAAAAGGUCUUAGGAGAUGGCCAUCUCGAAAAUGGCAUACAACCAGCAGCCGAGCAAACCGUGCUGUACCUCGCAUACGGCUCGAACAUGGCCUCGAAGACGUUCCUGGGUAACCGGGGGAUCAAGCCUAUCUCGCUAAUUAAUGUUUACGUCCCUGAGUUAAGACUCGCCUUCGACCUCGCCGGUGUACCGUACUCAGAACCUUGUUUUGCGUCGACUCGGUAUCGCCAUGGUCCUGGCAAGGAAAUGAAAGACGUCGAUUCGGAAAAAGCGCCGCUCUGGGGCCAGGGCUACGAUGACGAGAGAAACGCCUGGCAUAGACCGCUUAUCGGAGUCGUAUACGAAAUCACACUUGAAGACUACGCGUGGAUAAUCGCAACAGAGGCAGGAGGACGUGGAUAUAACGACGGGAUUGUGACUUGCUAUCCGUUCCCCGAGUCCUAUGAUCCCGCAGAUGAAGUCCCGGAGCAUCCGUCCACACAACCGUUCAAAGCACAUUGUCUAAUGUCCUUGAUUGCGGACGAGGAUGAUUACGCUGGACACGGGGACAGCGGUUUACCGCGCAAUCCCAGAAUCCGACCAGACCCGUCCUACGGCCAACCGUCCAAGCGCUAUGUUGACAUUCUCAACGCCGGCGCGGUGGAGAAUAACCUCCCCUUCUCAUAUCGCGCGUAUCUCUCGCAGAUCCCUUCGUACCAUGUCACCACGAGACGGCAGCGUAUUGGAAAGUCUAUUUUUCUUUCUAUUUGGGGUCCUUUGUUUGCAUUUGUCACGUAUCUUACGAUAAAGUAUGCUAGGCCUGAUGGGUAUAGUCCGGGGUGGUUGACUGUCAUCUCGACUAUUGUGCAUGGUUGUAUGUGGGCAUGUUACGAUCUUAUUUUUGCGAAUGUCUUUGGGGAUGGUGAGAGGACAAUUGGGGAUUAG
Molecule: messenger RNA, 996 nt
Organism: Aspergillus ruber CBS 135680
Lineage: Eukaryota; Fungi; Ascomycota; Eurotiomycetes; Eurotiales; Aspergillaceae
Exons: 1
Coding region: 1-996 (331 amino acids)
Molecular function (GO): gamma-glutamylcyclotransferase activity
Source: RefSeq, a predicted model, not a curated record